GCUUCCGCCGCGGGCUCGGCCUAUGGUGGCGCGGUUGCCAUGGGCACGCACCGCCCCCUUCCCGCGGGAGGCGGCGGCGGCGGCGGGUCCGGCCGCCAUGGAGGGUCCGGCGGGCGGCGGGGAGGCCCUCAGCGGCGCCGAGAAGGAGAAGCUGAGGGAGAAGCUGGCGCUGCUGAGGAGGGAGUACAGCGAGACCGUCAGCCGGCUGCGGCGGGCGCGGCGAGCCGAGCGAGCCAGGAGCCACGGCCGGGGCACGGCGGCGGACGGAGGCCGGCGGGAGCGGAGCCCCGCAGGUUCUAGAGAUAACGUAUCUCCUAGUGCUGACAAACAUGAAACCUCUCAGUUACAGACUAAAACCUGCUUUGAUCUCGGCACAGAGAAGAAAAUGUCUGUCACAUUCAAACACGUUCCCGAAUUCUCCAGCAAUGAGGUUAGCCUGCAGGACGGCUCACAGGCAGAAAGCAUACAGGCUAGCCAGGAAAACAUGUGCUGUGGAAUCGUUAGGCCUGCCCCUGCGGAGAAAAAAACCCAAACCUCCAGAAGCCUGAUGAAGCUGAGGAGACGGACGAAGGCUCUGGUGUCAGAGGAAAGGGAAGCAGUGCGUGAUGUCUAUCUAAUCAACACUGAUGAAACGGUGAAAAAUCAAAUUGCCAGUACAGAGGAACUUCGGUCACCAGUCUUCAGGCGAAGUGGCCUCUCAAACACUGAGGAAAACGCUCGAAGAGCAUCCAGACCAGUGCUUGUGCAGAGAGAAGAAAACAGUUCCACUCCUCCCAAUGCAGCAUUAGGAGUUGUACAAGAGAUGCUUGAAGACAGUGUCCCUCCAGGAGUGCCUGAGCUGUUCCCAUGUGCACUGAGUGACAGCAGUGACAUCUGGCAGCCUGAGUCCCCAAGUGCUGUGGCCGCAUCUGAUAACUGUGAGCCUGCAUGGCCGUGUUCAGGGAACAGCGACUCUGUUUUACUGGACACCAGUGGUGACGGAGGAACAGAAUCCUCCAGUAUAAUAAAACAAAUGGACGGUGAGAGUAUGGGUGAAGAUCAGGGAGAAUUACAUAGGCUCUUGGAUUUAAUGUCAGAAAAUGAAGUAUUGCCCACUGGUGGAAAUAACGAUAUCAUUAACGACAGCAAAAGCCAUGAAGGAGAUCAAAGUGACACUAAUAGCUUAAAUCGCUUUCCUACAGAUCUUGCUCUGGGCAAUGCUGAAGAACUGUUGGAGAAUCAACAGCUUGAAAUUCAGUCAAAACUUUCUCACCCAGAAAAGGUGACUACUCCUGAAAGCGCACUGAACUCUUGCACAGUGGUUGAAGGGCUUCUCUUUCCAGUUGAAUACUACGUCAGGACGACUCGACGCAUGUCUAAUCGUCAAAGGAAAGUGGACCUCGAUGCUGUAAUUCUUAGUCAGCUGGGCAGAAGCAAGAAAGGUCAGCGAAGUAAGUGCAAGCAGAAGGAUGCAAAUUCAGGUCGGCCCUCCCAAGAAAGAGUUGAAAAUGAUUUGGAGUCAGGGGUCACGCCGUUCACUUUUCUUGGUGCAGAAAAUGAUCCAGCAAAUUCAAGUAGUCCUCAGAAACCUCUUCCUGUGUCCAGUGGUAGCAGCACUUCCCUUGGAUCAAUUUCUCAAAACAGCAUCGAUAGCACAAAGCGAGAUCAGAGACGAUCACAGAGGAAACAAAAGGGAAGAAGAAAGUCUACCUGCAAACCCCCUGUGCAUCAAGUGUCACAGGAACUUAUAGGGAGUUUGGAUGUCACAAGGAGGGAAAGCAGUAGUCUGCUGUCAAAUGAGUGUCAGAGUGAAAAGGAAAACUGUGAGGCUAGUCUUGAAAAAUCAUCUUCAGAUGAGAGAAGGUUGUCUGCUGCUGCUGCUCUUGGGUCUGGAGAGACAGAAGUGACUGGUGCUAUACAGCCAAUGAGUGCUGAUCCUCCUCCUGGUGGAAGCCAAGUGCUUGGCAAAUGCCGUAAGAGCCUGUUAGAACAGGUUCAAAAUCCUCUUCAGAACAGCGAUCCUCUGAACCCAGGGAAUGAAGCUUUUGCUAGCCGUAUAGAUCUGGAAGCCAACUUAACUGUGUGUGAGGCUGGUAAACAUCCAGUGGAGCAUGUUAAGGAUCAGCAAGCACAAGGAGCCCGCAGGGCUGAGGAGCUUCUAGUGAUUAAUGUUCCUCCACGCCGCUCCCUGCGUUCCUCAGCGAGACAGAGAGCCAGUCAAGUCUCAAAAGAUGAGAGCAAAAGAGGAUGUAGCUAUCCAAUGGGUUCAGAGGGUCCUGCUUCUCUUGGCCUCCCUGCUAUGGACACCGAUACUUGCAGCUCUCCCUUCUCCUUCCGCAGUCUCCAGUGGCUGGCCCCCAGACUGGGUAUCAGAGACUUUCACUUACCCGAUGAGGAAUUCGGACUACUGAAACUUGAGAAAUUAGAAUCUUCCCCUGUGAAUGACUUGGAGGCUUUUGUUCCUAGUGUGUUUGGAGAUGGUGUGACUUCAGAGGAUGCACAAGAUGCACAAAUGAAUCCAGAAGAAAAAAGUCUCAAAAGUAAUUUGAUUUCGCCUUUCAAAAAUGGAUUGCCCAAGUUACCUCAUGUAGAAAGCCCAGCUUCCAAGAAGGAACUUUACACCCAUGAAUUGCUAUUUACUCCCAUGAGGACUGUCUUAGCUGGUGCUCCCACUCAGCCUGAGUCUCUGAUUUCCUCAUCUGCUUUCCCUGUCGUGGGUGCAACCCCAGCUGUUUUACCAUCAGUAUGCAGCGAGGUCUUCCCCAACACACCUUCUGUACCUCCCUCGCAAGCAAGCCCGCACUCCUCCAAAGGAGCAUCUGCCCAGUUCGUGGAUGAUGGGAAAUGCAAAGACUCUGCCAUUCCACUGCACUUGGACAGCUGUGGUGCAGGAUCUGCUAGAAAAGAGGAGGAACAAGGUACAAUGUUUCCCUUAGAAGCUGAAAGAGGUCCUGAUAAAUCCAAUGAGGCUGUGGCCUUGGACAAGCAUCAGCAGUUGGAGAGCAAACAGCAGAGAUCCUGCAGAGCUUCUCCUGAACAGGAAAAAGAUGUAGCGGAACAGCUGACUCCAGUAUUGCUCGAUGGCCUGAGAGAAGAGAGCUUGCAGCUUGUAUCAAAGCUAAAGGAUUCUUCAAGUUCCUGUGCCGUGGAUGUAUGUACCAUGUGGUGGGAAGCAGCUGGCUGCAGAGAGCUGUGCGUGGUGACUGCUUGUGAGAGUUCCGUCUCCCUAUGGAAACCGCUGGCAUCCAACUGCUGGGGAAAGGUCUAUACUUGGCAGCUCGGAGAGAUUCCUGUAAUACAGAUCGUUCCUCUGCCAGACACCUGUAAUCUCAUGUGUAUAGCAUUGGGAGAUUUGGAGAUUGGAGAAAUAAGGCUCUUGCUUUAUUCUUCUGAGAAUGACUCAUUCAAGCAAUCACUAGUAAAAACUGGAAAUAUAAAAGCUGUUCUUGGGCUAAAGGAUAGGAGGCUGGUCAGCAGCAGCAGGACCGUGCAAGAGCAGCAAGUGGAGAUAGUAUCACUUUCAGAGACCCGAAGGAGCAAGGACGGACAGACUUUGAUGCCCCCCGAAGAAACCGUUUUAGCUUUUGCUGAAGUAGAAGGAAUGCGAGAUGCCUUGCUUGGCACCACUGCAGCGAACAGCAUUGUUGUUUGGAAUCUGAAAACAGGCCAGCUCCUGAAGAAGAUGCACGUUGGUUAUUCCUACCCAGCUUCCAUCUGCCAUCGAGCAUAUUCCGACUCUGGCCUUCUGUUUGUUGUUUUAAGCCAUCCACAUGCCAAAGAGAGCGAGUCCUGUGGAAACCCCGCGUUCCGUGUGAUAGCGUUCAACCCCAAAACAGCCAGGAGCACGGGAGUGAUGUUCUCCUCCCUCCCACCUGGGCACGCUGGAAGGCAAGUACCUCGGGGACUCUGCGUGCUGGCUUCACGACCCCUUCGAGGUGGUUUUGGGGGAGGAAUCGCUUAACGAGCGGAGCAGCCUGCUGGCAAGGGUCCAUUUGCCAUCUUGCGGGUGAUAAGGAGGCUGCAUCCGUCACUGCCGUUUGCCCUGUACCUAGGCUGGAAUGGGGCGAGGGUGUUGGCUGUUUCCUGCCCGUUUCCUGCACCCAGCUGCGCGCUGACCUCUGAGCUCCCGGCCUCACCGCCCGGCAAGGGGCUCCGCUGACAAACGGGAGCGUUGAUCUUCUGCGUGCUUACGCUUUUGUCUUUCUCCCCCUGCAAAGCGAUUGUGGGAAUGCUGUAACUGGGUUCAUCGCGCAAAACCCCCCUGGGAAAACGUCUGCAAAUGAGACGUUCUGAGCCUCUGUGCUGUUAAAGAGCGCUGUGCUAACUUUAUUUGUCUUAAGCGGCUGUUUGCAGUCAGACGACCUUUCCCUUCCUACGUCUUGCAUUUUGAAGCGUAAGCCGUUUAGGACUCGGUCCCGCCAUGCUCUGACACUCAUCGUCAUGCGUCCGGCGUGCACAGGUGUUAGCCGACUGAGGUCUUGGCUUACUGAACCGUUUUCAAGUGCGUUCUGAGACCGAGGGAGGAUUGUCUCGACAUCCUUCCUUCUCGGGCGCGCUGAAAACACAGCACGUAAUGUUCGCCUGGCUUCCGCCAGUUGGCUUAACUCUGCUCGCCGCUUUGCUACGUUAAAAGCUGGGUAUUUUUGAAAAAUGACGCGAUAGCGUUGCCACAAAGAAACCGCAGUGUCGUGACCCCUCUGUCUACGACCUUAGGUACCUGGAGGGGGACGUGAAGGAUGCUUCGGCCGCAGCCGUGCUGACGUCGGGAGCCGUGGCGGUGUGGGACCUGCUCCUGGGGCGGUGCACGGCCCUGCUGCCCCCGGCGCCGGCGGGGAGCUGGGCGCUGGCCCGCUGGGCCACCACCGGCGCCUGCCUGCUGGCCGGGCAGCGGGACGGGACGGUCUGCCUCUACCGGUACCGGCAGCCCCAGCCAGGAGCGGCUUGACGGAGGACUUUUGGGGGGGGGGGGGGGGAGGCGGCGAGGACCCCCACCACCGGCGGGGCCCGGCGCUUCAGCUGCCGCCGGGGGGGGGGGGGGGGGCUGCGUGUGAGGGGGUGCCCGGGGCUGUGGGUGCGCUCGGGCCGGUCCCCGGGCGCCCCGGUGUGUGCGAUUGCCAUUAAACCUUUUGCCUUCGGAA
Messenger RNA from Harpia harpyja (harpy eagle), 5117 nucleotides. RefSeq names its product partner and localizer of BRCA2 (gene PALB2). NCBI's taxonomy places the organism in Eukaryota, Metazoa, Chordata, Aves, Accipitriformes, Accipitridae. Gene Ontology annotation, molecular function: DNA binding; protein binding. The coding region runs from base 23 to 3940 and encodes 1305 amino acids. Gene Ontology annotation, biological process: double-strand break repair via homologous recombination. The record is from RefSeq and is a predicted model, not a curated record. Gene Ontology annotation, cellular component: nucleoplasm. The transcript has 12 exons.